Clupea harengus (Atlantic herring) is the source of this 3164-nucleotide messenger RNA. RefSeq lists its product as uncharacterized. Lineage: Eukaryota; Metazoa; Chordata; Actinopteri; Clupeiformes; Clupeidae. The transcript has 3 exons. Bases 1 to 3057 code for a protein of 1018 amino acids. The record is from RefSeq and is a predicted model, not a curated record.
AUGGCAUACUACAUAGGCAGACUUGAUGCAUUCGAUAGCUCCACGGAGGAUUGGAACACGUACAUCGAACGCCUUGAACAAUUCUUUGCCGCAAACGAAGUGGAGGAGGAUAAGUAUGUGCCUGUCCUGCUGAGCGCAAUGGGAGGAAAAGCAUACAGCCUUCUUCGAAGCCUAACGGCUCGGGAUAAACCCUCCGGUAAGAGCUAUGAUGAGAUUGUGGAGACCUAUACAGGGGAAAAAGUUGUCCCUAUUGGGGUGCUGUCUGUACAAGUGGAAGAUAACAAACAGGAAGAUGUGUUAGACCUGUAUGUCCUAGAGAAAGGAGGCGCACCACUCUGGGGACGUGAGUGGCUGAGGAAGCUGAGACUUGAUUGGAGCGCCAUAAAAAGUCUCCAUGUUUUGUCCAAGGCACGCCCUGUUCCCUACGCCAUCCGGCCUCUUGUGGAGAAGGAGCUGGACCGUCUGGAAGCCCAGGGGAUACUUUCCAGAGUCGACUGGAGCCCGUGGGCGACCCCUGUGGUUCCUAUCGUUAAGAAAAAUGGCACAGUGAGACUUUGUGGUGACUUUAAAGUCACGGUUAACCCAGUAUUUCAAGUGGAGCAAUACCCACUACCGAGGAUUGAGGACAUUUUUGCAAACCUGUCUGGGGGAAAGCGUUUUUCAAAAGUGGAUUUAGCAGACGCAUACCUCCAGAUGGAAAUGGAAGAGGACUCGAAGACAUUUAUGACCAUAAAUACCAUCAAGGGUCUAUAUCGCUACAACAGGCUGGUGUUUGGAGUGGCCUCUGCUCCAGCAAUAUGGCAACGAGCCAUGGACCAGGUGUUACAAGGGGUACCAGGCACACAAUGCUACCUCGAUGACAUCAUCGUGACAGGAGGCACUGAUAGGGAGCACUUAGAGAACCUGAGACAAGUCCUGAAGAGACUACAAGAGUAUGGACUCCGAGCUAGGAGAGAAAAAUGUGAGUUUUUCAAAUCCAGCGUCACAUAUUGCGGACACACCAUUGAUGUAAACGGGCUACACAAAUGUCAGGAGAAGGUCCAGGCAGUGUUAAAGGCUCCUCGACCCGAAGAUGUGUCACAGCUGAGAUCCUUUCUGGGGUUUGUGAACUAUUAUCACAGAUUCUUGCCUAACCUGGCAACUGCGCUCCAUUCCCUCAAUCAGCUCCUCCAGACAGGACGUAAAUGGGAGUUGACCAGGGACUGCGAGCGUGCAUUUAGGGAAGCAAAGACCCUUGUGACAUCACCCACAGUCCUAACCCACUACAACCCUUCUCUACCAGUAAAGCUGGCCUGUGACGCUUCACCGUAUGGCAUCGGGGCAGUGAUGUCUCACGUUAUGGAUGAUGGCAGUGAACGCCCAAUAGCUUUUGCAUCUCGAUCCCUUACUAAGGCAGAGAAAAAUUAUGCCCAGAUUGACAAAGAAGCACUGAGCUUGGUGUGGGGGGUAAAGCGUUUUAACCAGUAUUUGUUUGGAAGAGAAUUUACUCUCAUAACCGACCAUCAGCCCCUCAUGUCGAUCUUCAGUCCUCAAAAGGGGGUUCCAGUGACAGCUGCUGCUUGUAUGCAGCGCUGGGCAUUGUUUCUCGGAGGACAUCAGUACAAGAUAGAGUUCCAGAGGACUGGAGUCCACGCUGACGCAGACGGAUUGUCACGUUUGCCUCUGAAUGAUAUCAACAACAAACAGGACGACUGCUGUGCACUGGACAUGUUCACCCUCAGCCAGAUCGAAAGCCCACCCAUCACUGCUGAGAUGGUACAGGCUGAGACUAAACGUGACAAGACAUUGUCUCAAGUUUACCUGGCCACACAGGCUGGCUGGACUACAGCCCACAAAACCACCCUAGCUCCGUUCUACCAGCGUAGGAAUGAACUUACCUUGAAUACCGGCUGUGUUAUGUGGGGAACAAGAGUUAUCAUACCAAGUAACCUCAGAACUAAGGUUUUGGAGGAACUGCACUCCGGCCAUCUGGGGGUGGUAAAAAUGAAGGCGCUAGCCAGGAGCUUUGUGUGGUGGCCCGGAAUUGACCAGGAUGUGGAAAGCGUAGCCAUGAAAUGUUCUGGCUGCCAGCAGGUGCAAAAUGAACCAGCACGUAGCCCACUUCACCUGUGGGAAUGGCCUGCAUCCCCAUGGCAACGCAUUCAUGUGGAUUUUGCAGGACCUUUCAUGGGCACAAACUUCCUAGUAGUAGUGGAUGCAUGUUCCAAAUGGCCAGAGGUUUUCACUAUGAACUCCACCACAACAAACCAAACAAUAACAGUGCUUCGAGAGCUCUUUGCCAGAACGGGAGUUCCAGAGCAAUUAGUCAGUGAUAACGGGCCCCAAUUCACGAGUGAGGACUUCCAAACAUUUCUGAGGAACAAUGGGAUCCGGCACAUUACUUCAGCUCCCUGGCAUCCAGCUACUAAUGGCCAGGCAGAAAGGUUUGUUCAGACUUUGAAACAAGGCCUCAAAGCAAUGAAUGGUGACCAUAUCAACCUGCACCAAAAGCUGUGUAACCUCUUGUUUGCUUACAGAAAUGCCACACAUGCCACCACCAACCAGACACCAGCUAUGCUGUUCCUGGGACGACGGCUUCGUUCGCGAUUGGAUCUUCUUCAGCCAAACAACAAACGCACUGUCCAAGACAGACAAAUUAAACAGGCUAAAAGGGCCUGUGACAGGAAACUUCGUCACUUUGUCGUUGGACAGACUGUAUUAGCUAGAAGUUACAGAGGAGAUCAUAAAUGGGUCCCGACCACAGUGAAAGAACGACACGGCCCUCUGUCUUACACUGUCGAAGUUGCAUCAGGCGCUGUUUGGCGGCGCCAUGUUGAUCAGUUGAGAAGCUCUGGACUGACCUUAGAGGAACACUUGUCCGUGGUGUCCACCAGUGCUGAAAAAGGAGGGCAGACAGCGGCACCUGAGUCUUCUGCAAUGGACUGUCCGUCAGUCUUUAUUCCUGCAUCGACCACUGACACCAGUGCCCCAGGGGGUAACCAGGCGGACACGUCUGGCGAAGAGGAACGUUACCCCACCCGUGUCCAUAGGCCUCCGCAAAGACUGAUAGAGGAAUGACUUUACAGCUACCAAGCUAAUUUCUAAUCUUUAAUAUUGAACAAUGUUUAUUACAGUUAUUUAAGUACAGUUUACAGUUACUUGUAUUUAAAACAAAAACAAAACAA